This is a messenger RNA of Canariomyces notabilis, 1287 nucleotides long. RefSeq names its product histidinol phosphate phosphatase H. The transcript has 2 exons. Gene Ontology annotation, molecular function: histidinol-phosphatase activity. Bases 141 to 1073 code for a protein of 310 amino acids. Gene Ontology annotation, biological process: L-histidine biosynthetic process. NCBI's taxonomy places the organism in Eukaryota, Fungi, Ascomycota, Sordariomycetes, Sordariales, Chaetomiaceae. The record is from RefSeq and is a predicted model, not a curated record. Gene Ontology annotation, cellular component: cytoplasm.
CAGCAACAUUCGCUAUCUGAGACGCCAACUCUGAGCUCCAUUCUUAUCUCACAUUCUGAAAACUCAUCCCGGCCAUUAAACUCAGGCCAGGGAAACACUCUCUCGAAAUACACUCGUUACCCACGCUACACCCUUCAAAAAUGGCUUUCACAAUGCACUCGCACUCGGGGCAAUUCUGCCCCGGCCACGCCAAAGACCAGCUUGAAGACAUCAUCCUGCAUGCCAUCAAGAUUGGCUACAAGACCAUGGGACUGACAGAGCACAUGCCGCGCACCGACCUGAGAGAUUUGUACCCGGAAGAACUCCUCCCGUCUCCAACGGCCUCCCUGGCGGCGCUCAUGCCGCGACACGACGCCUACCUGGCCGAAGCCGCGCGGCUGCAGCGCAAGUAUGCCGCGCAGAUCCACAUCCUGAUCGGCUUCGAAGGCGAGUGGAUCCGGCCGGCCGACUACGCGCCGCUGGUGCGCUCGCUCGCCGCGCACCCGGCCGUCGACUACUUUGUCGGCUCGCUGCACCACACGGCGGGCGUGCCCAUCGACCUGGACGCCGCCACCUACGCGCGCGCCGUUGAGGCCAGCGGCGGCUCCGAGCAGCUCCUGUUCGAGCGCUACUUUGACGAGCAGCACGGCAUGCUCGCCGAGCUGCGGCCCAGGGUGGUCGGCCAUUUCGACCUCGUCAGGCUCUUGUCGGAAAGGCCCGGCAGGCCGCUCAAAGAGGAGUGGCCCGGCGUGUGGGAGAGGGUGGUCAGGAACCUGGAGCUCAUCAGGGGGUACGGCGGCUGGCUGGAGUGUAACACCAGCGCGUUGAGGAAGGGGUUGGACGAGGCGUACCCCAAGCGCGAGAUUGCCGAGGAGUGGGUCAAGAUGGGCGGCAAGUUUACCAUGUCCGACGACAGCCAUGGCAUUGCGCAGGUGGCGACGAACUAUCUGAGGGGCUUGGACUAUCUCGAGGGGCUGAGCGUCAAAGAAGUUUGGACUCUUGAGAGAAGGUUGGCCGGGGAAGGUGUCAAGGCUGACCUGGUUGAGAAGAGCGUGUCGUUGGACGAGUUUCGGGCGAGCUUGAGGCUAGAGUGAGCUGGCAGAUGAACUGAACGAGUAUGAUCAGAGCAUAUGAAGUUGGUUUAACCCAUUGGUCACGAGUGGCAUCCGUCACAUAUUGGACAAAGGGUAACAACAUAAUCUCGAUUUCUGAGGGAAAAAAGAGACAAGAAAAAGCGCAAUCCCCAUCCUCCUUCAAAAACGAUAGAGGGAAAAAAAAAAAGAAGGGCAAAACCACACGCGGAUCCUC